UCUUCCAUUACUGUUUGGCAACGAAUUGCUGUGUCGCUGAGUUCAAUCCAAUUGUCCAGGUAAUUCUGCUACUCAAGUCAAGUGUCCUGCGGCGGCCCAAACCCCACGAAACCUCGCUCCGGGGUUUCUAAUCAUUAUCCCUUCCUAUACCACUAGAACUCUGCUAUCAACAGCGACUAAUAUCAAUAUAAGAGCAGGUGCUUGAUCAUUUCAUCCUGUUCUCGACAGCUUUUCUGUGUCGACCACAAAAUAACUUCCCGGAGCCCCUGUUCAGUUCGCCUCAUACCGGAUUGAUCUACCAACAUAAUUCCAAUUCCUGCUGAGGCCUUGAACCUGCCCGCAUCCCUGCCUCGUUAGCCUUUUUUCACCCUUUCAAUAGUACAUUGAAAAGCAUACAGAAUUUCCCGCGAUGGAGGGUCAGGGAGAAAAUGAUGAGCUCUACCCCAUUGCCGUUCUCAUUGAUGAACUGAAGCAUGAUGAGGUUACUCUUCGCAUCAACGCUAUACGCCGUCUUUCUACCAUUGCAUUGGCGUUAGGACCGGAGAGAACUCGGGACGAACUUAUUCCUUUCCUCGAUGACUCUGUCGAGGACGAAGACGAAGUCCUAACCGCUCUGAGCGAUGAGCUGGGCAGUUUCGUGGAAUAUGUUGGCGGUCCGGAAUUUGGUCAUGUCCUCCUUUCUCCCCUGGAGAAUUUGGCAGCCAUUGAAGAGCCAUUGGUGCGGGAGAAGGCCGUCGAGUCGCUCAACAAGAUCGGGGAGGAAUUGUCCGAGAAGCAGAUCGAAGAAUACUUCAUCCCCAUGGUUAUUCGCCUCUCGAAAGCCGACUGGUUCACAUCGAAAGUCUCAGCUACGGGUCUCUAUUGCGUUCCCUACAGGAAAUCACAACCGCCACUGCAGCAAAGUCUCCGCCAAUAUUUCGGAGGGCUUGUACAUGACGAGACGCCGAUGGUGCGACGACAGGCGGCAAAUAACCUUGCCAAGUUUGUCAAGGAAAUGCAGACACAAGUGAUCAUUGAAGAAAUAAUACCCUUGUUCCAAUACUUGGCCAGUGACGAUCAAGACAGCGUGCGCUUGUUGACUGUGGACAUUCUCAUCUCUAUCGCCGAGGAAAUCCCCAAGGAGCAACAACCCAGUCAUGGUGUUCUGUUGACCUCCCUGCGCAAUCUUUUCGAGGAUAAGAGCUGGAGAGUGAGAUACAUGGUUGCUGAUCGAUACGAGAAGAUCGCUAAAGCUGUGCACGAAGAGGUUGUUACUCGCGACAUGGUGCCCUCAUUUGUUAAGCUUCUGAAGGACACAGAGGCUGAAGUUCGUACUGCUAUUGCGGGCCAGAUUCCAGGUUUUUGCAACUUGAUUGACCGGGAAACCUUGCUUAACGAGAUUAUGACGAGCGUGGAGGAUCUUGUCUCGGAUCCAUCUCAGCAUGUGCGAGCGGCAUUGGGUACUCAAAUUAGCGGACUCGCCCCGAUCCUCGGGAAAGAAGAGACGAUUGCUCAUCUGCUCCCGAUGUUCCUUCAGAUGCUCAAAGAUGAAUUCCCCGAUGUCCGCCUGCAUAUCAUUUCCAAGCUGGAAUUGGUCAACAAAGUCAUCGGCAUCGACCUCCUUUCGCAGUCGCUUCUCCCUGCUAUUGUCCAGUUAGCUGAAGACAAACAAUGGAGAGUUCGCCUUGCUAUCAUCGAGUACAUCCCUCUUCUCGCUAGUCAGCUGGGUGUCAAAUUUUUCGACGAACAGCUCAGCGACUUGUGCAUGGGCUGGCUCGGUGACACAGUCUUCUCCAUCAGAGAAGCUGCCACUCAGAAUUUGAGAAAGCUUACAGAAGUCUUCGGAGUCGAAUGGGCUCAGGGCUCUAUCAUCCCGAAGGUUAUGGCCAUGGGACAACACCCUAACUAUCUAUACAGAAUGACCACGUGCUUUGCUAUCUCUACUCUUGCGCCCGUUGUCUCGCUGGACAUUAUCGAAAACUCAAUCCUUCCUAUUCUAGACAGACUCGUAACGGAUGAAAUUCCCAAUAUCCGCUUCAAUGUCGCCAAAUCCUACGCUGUAUUGAUCGACACACUACGUCGCCUUCCCGCCGAAGGGACGCUAUCCGAGCUCGAGAAAGCUGGGAAACCAGCGACCCCGUCACCUCGGAGUCAGGAGCUUAUCCAGCAGAGAAUCCUCCCCAGUCUAGAGAAGUUGCAGCAGGAUGAAGAUGUCGAUGUCCGGUACUUUGCUACGACUGCCGCGGGCGGCCACGAGGAGGCCAUGCAGACUUCACCCUAGGCCUAGUUGUUUGAUUAUGCUACUUGAUGCAUGCACCACUUCAUACCCACGUCCGAACGGAGCCUUUCAAUAGGGUAGCGGGAGUAAAUAUAGGACUUGCGCUUCUGUUGGGGCCGAGUUUGAAACUUGAGAAUCUUGUCCACUUAGAGAAAUGGUCAGGCCAACUGACUCACUGAAUGAAAUAAUCCCAUGG
This is a messenger RNA of Aspergillus novofumigatus IBT 16806, 2453 nucleotides long. Its product is annotated as protein phosphatase 2A structural subunit TPD3. Gene Ontology annotation, biological process: protein dephosphorylation. Gene Ontology annotation, molecular function: protein phosphatase regulator activity. The record is from RefSeq and is a predicted model, not a curated record. NCBI's taxonomy places the organism in Eukaryota, Fungi, Ascomycota, Eurotiomycetes, Eurotiales, Aspergillaceae. The transcript is spliced from 9 exons. The coding region runs from base 410 to 2260 and encodes 616 amino acids. Gene Ontology annotation, cellular component: protein phosphatase type 2A complex; cytoplasm.